Belonocnema kinseyi is the source of this 2218-nucleotide messenger RNA. RefSeq lists its product as uncharacterized. The coding region runs from base 1 to 1956 and encodes 651 amino acids. Gene Ontology annotation, molecular function: GTP binding; GTPase activity; calcium channel regulator activity. NCBI's taxonomy places the organism in Eukaryota, Metazoa, Arthropoda, Insecta, Hymenoptera, Cynipidae. The record is from RefSeq and is a predicted model, not a curated record. The transcript has 7 exons. Gene Ontology annotation, cellular component: plasma membrane.
AUGGCAAUGAACAGCCCCGGACCUUAUAUGAAAGCACCAAAAAGUCCAAGGCAGCUUCCGCAGCUGCCAAUAUCAGGCCAAAGGAGUCCAAUAGCAGGUUCCAGGUCCCCCAGUACACCCAGGGUUUUUGAAUUUCCCCCUGAUUUUAAUCAGGAAACAAUGAGUACAACCUUUAAUUUUGAAGACUUUGUUCAGGCUGCAGUGUCAAAAAGUUCUCAGGACUUAUCAGGAGCCAAAAGUCCAAGUUGUAGUGGACUUUCAGGUACGAAAAGUCUGAAAGGCAAGUUUCCAUCCUCGCCUUCUCAAGAAUCAUCAGUUUUCCAAUUCUGCAAUCCAAGAAAAGGUAUUAAUAAGAUGAUGAGUUACCCUCCUAAGAGUCCAAUUUCUCCAGGACUAACACAUAGGUCACCGAGCUCCUUGAGCUUUGGUCCAAAAAAUCCAAAGUUAAUUGAUAAAAGGAGGAAUUCCUGUUUCACUUUUGGACCCAAGAGUCCCAUGUCACCUACGAUUGUUACGACUUUUGGACAACGUUCGACGAGUCCUGGGUACGAGAUGGAAUCCAAAUGUGGAAGGGAUUUUGGAAAAGGUGGUACACUUUGUGGACCAGGGAAACGUUUUGGAUCCUUGCGUGAGAAAGACAGGGAGAGUUUGAAGAAGACGCGAGGCAAGCUGGGUUCUCAAUUUAAUAAGAGUCAAGGCUUUUUGAAUGAAAAAACAAAUGAGGAAAAAGUUGGACCAGUAACAAAGGAAAGAAACAUUGCAAGGAAGUCCACGAGUGAUCUUACAGAACUGGGGGAUGCGGAGACGGAAGUGACAAUCCUUUCUAGUCCUAGGCGAAGAGGAUCGAUGAAGGGGGGACUUGCUUACCUUGCAUCCCGUCGGGGAUCACGUGACAGUCAGGUUUCCAAUUUAUCUAACGUCAGCAAUGAGGAUGUUGGUCCGUUGAAUUUCAGCGCACAUCCUCGUGGUCGUCAACGGAGGACAUCCAAUUUCCUCGAAUUACCAGUGCCGGAUCACAUAAGGCCACGAGUGCACAGUUUACCGGAAAAGGCAUAUAAUCCAAGAGCAGGGGAUGAUUUGUAUAGACUGAGAGCAUUCAGCAUCACGCACAAGGGAGUCGUAAAUCGUGGAGAUUCCAUCAUUUCCAGACGUAGUAGGAGCAACACUUCCGUUAAUAGUAGUCGAAAUAGCAAUGUUUCUGGUGAGAGAUCUCCUUUCGAAGGAUCUUGCUGUAGUGGACAAGGUGUCGCUAUUGACAGUACCGAGAGUGAUAUAGAGGAUGUUACGAAGUACAGGGUUGUACUUCUUGGCGAUUCAGGGGUUGGAAAAACGGCUCUUGUUUCUCAGUUCAUGACCAGCGAAUAUAUGAAUACCUACGAUGCAAGCUUAGAUGACGAGUUUGGGGAGAAAACGGUGUCAAUUUUGCUCGAUGGGGAAGAGUCUGAAAUGAUCUUUAUUGAUCACCCCCACGUGGAGAUGAGUGUGGAAAAUUCUCUCUCAACUUACGAGCCACAUGCCUGUAUCGUGGUCUAUUCGAUAGUAUCACGUCCCAGUUUCCAGGUUGCAGAAGAAAUGUUAAAUUAUCUCUGGAGAGAACACUAUACAAAGGACCGCUCUGUUAUUGUAGUGGGGAACAAGUCGGACCUCGCCAGGAGUCGAGUUAUUUCUCCCAGUGAGGGUAAACAGUUGGCAACAUCUCGGGAGUGCAAAUUCAUAGAAACUUCCAGUGGUAUUCAGCACAACGUCGAUGAACUUUUGGUCGGAGUUUUGAAACAAAUUCGUUUACGAGAGACUCGGGACAAGAAAUUACGCCGGCAAGGCAGCAAAAGUAAAAUUCUGUCAAAACUUCACGGAAGCAAGACAGCUCUGAGUUUGAAUCUCGCCAGAGAAAUUCUAAACAAAAUGUGUUUGAAUGACAGCAAAAGUAAAAGCUGCGAAAACCUACAUGUUUUAUAAAAAAAAUCUUAUUUUCUACUUACGAUUUAAGACUUUUAAAGUAUAUUUUUAAUUAUAUUGAAGUAAUACUUGAAAUUUGGUUUCAAUGCAAAAAGUGGUCUCAAUGCAAAUUUCGAAUUUUCUAGGAAUUACCCGUAUACAUCACAAAAAUAUUUGUGAAAAAAGUUACAAAAAUCUUGUAUACAUUUCAGAGCCAAAUGUUUAAUAAAAAAAAUAGGACCUUCCAUCUUAAGUAGAUGCCCAGUAAUGAUCAUUAAAAGAA